Molecule: messenger RNA, 856 nt
Organism: Salvia hispanica
Lineage: Eukaryota; Viridiplantae; Streptophyta; Magnoliopsida; Lamiales; Lamiaceae
Product: germin-like protein subfamily 1 member 11
Molecular function (GO): manganese ion binding
Source: RefSeq, a predicted model, not a curated record
UCUACCAAGAGAAAUUACAGAGUUAUAAGAUGAAUACAUCGGGAGUUCAGAUUUUAUUAUUUUUCGCCUUUCUUACUAUUGCUUCAUUGUGUGUGGAAGCAUACGACCCUGCCCCAUUGCAAGAUUUCUGCAUUGCAGUCGAUGACACUGAAGCGGCAGUAUUUGUGAAUGGAAAGAUAUGCAAGGACCCGAAAAGCGUGACAGCAGACGACUUCUACUAUGCGGGAGGGCUGAACGAGUCGAGACAAGUGACAAAUCCACUGGGGUCGAAAAUAACAUUAGUUUACGAUGAGAUUCUAUCAGGUCUCAACACACAGGGAGUCGCAAUUGCCCGUCUUGACUUUGAUCUCGAAGGCCUCAAUCCGCCCCACCUACAUCCACGUGGAGCUGAAAUAUUCCUUGUGUUGGAAGGCACUCUUUACGCGGGUCUCAUCAACUCAAACCCGGUUGAUCCCAACGGAAAGAACCCGUUCUUCGCCAAGAUCUUGAAUGCGGGUGACAUCUUCGUGUUCCCUCGGGGUAUGAUUCAUUUCCAGUACAACAUUGGGAAAACCAAAGCAGUUGCGAUUGCUGCUUUCAAUAGCCAAAAUCCAGGAGUCAUGACUAUUGCUAAAUCCAUCUUCGGAUCUGAGCCAUCCGUUCCUCCUCAUAUUCUUGCUAAAGCAUUCCAACUUGGUGAUGAUGAUGAUAAACUUGUUGAGCAUCUACAAUCACUCACCUGGACUGGAAAUGUCAAUUAGUUAUCUAUUAUUUUCUAUGCAUCAAUAAAUAAAUGUGAGCUUCACAUGUGUGCUCAAAUCUAAUAAGAAUUGUUGUAUUGAUUUAGUUGUGGUAUUAAUGUACUUGUGUUGCAUUA